Messenger RNA from Lepus europaeus (European hare), 2832 nucleotides. It is a transcript of the gene DDX20, whose product is annotated as DEAD-box helicase 20. Gene Ontology annotation, cellular component: SMN complex. The transcript has 11 exons. Gene Ontology annotation, biological process: spliceosomal snRNP assembly. NCBI's taxonomy places the organism in Eukaryota, Metazoa, Chordata, Mammalia, Lagomorpha, Leporidae. Gene Ontology annotation, molecular function: ATP binding; RNA binding; RNA helicase activity. The record is from RefSeq and is a predicted model, not a curated record. Bases 3 to 2483 code for a protein of 826 amino acids.
CCAUGGCGGCGGCGUUUGAAGCCGCGGCGGCUUCAGCCACCGCAGAGACCGUUAUGCCGGCGGCGGUGGAGCCCGUGGCCGCGCCGGCCUCAGCCCCGGAGCCGAGUCCUGGGCCCGUGCGGAGCUUGCGGACUGCUCACGACAUCGGCGGCCCGCGGACCCGCACGGGGGACGUGUUGUUGGCCGAGCCGGCGGACUUCGAGUCGCUGCUGCUGUCGCGGCCCGUGCUGGAGGGGUUGCGGGCGGCGGGCUUCGAGAGACCCUCGCCCGUGCAGCUCAAGGCCAUCCCGCUGGGGCGCUGCGGGCUCGAUUUAAUUGUUCAGGCUAAAUCUGGCACCGGGAAAACCUGUGUGUUCUCCACCAUUGCUUUGGACUCGCUGAUUCUUGAAAACUUAAGCACCCAGAUUUUGAUCUUGGCUCCUACAAGAGAAAUUGCUGUACAGAUACAUUCCGUUAUCACAGCCAUUGGAAUAAAAAUGGAGGGGUUAGAAUGUCAUGUCUUUAUUGGAGGGACUCCAUUAUCACAAGACAAAACCAGACUUAAGAAGUGUCAUAUUGCUGUCGGAUCUCCUGGCAGAAUUAAGCAACUCAUCGAACUGGACUACUUGAAUCCGGGCAGCAUACGUCUCUUUAUUCUCGAUGAAGCAGAUAAACUUUUAGAAGAAGGCAGCUUCCAGGAACAAAUAAAUUGGAUUUAUUCUUCGUUGCCUGCCAGUAAACAGAUGUUAGCUGUAUCAGCUACUUACCCUGAAUUUUUGGCUAAUGCUUUGACAAAGUACAUGAGAGAUCCCACUUUUGUAAGAUUGAAUUCCAGUGAUCCAAGUCUUAUAGGUUUGAAGCAGUAUUACAAAGUUGUCAAUUCUUACCCUUUGGCCCAUAAGAUUUUUGAGGAAAAGGCUCAGCAUUUGCAGGAACUGUUCAGCAGAAUUCCAUUUAAUCAAGCCUUAGUCUUUUCGAAUUUGCAUAGCAGAGCACAGCAUUUGGCUGAUAUCCUGUCUUCUAAAGGCUUUCCUGCUGAGUGCAUUUCAGGCAACAUGAAUCAGAAUCAGCGUCUUGAUGCUAUGGCUAAACUGAAGCAGUUUCAUUGUAGAGUCCUCAUUUCUACAGAUUUGACUUCCCGUGGGAUUGAUGCUGAGAAGGUGAAUCUGGUUGUAAAUCUGGAUGUACCAGUGGAUUGGGAGACGUACAUGCAUCGGAUUGGCAGAGCUGGGCGUUUUGGUACAUUGGGAUUGACAGUGACCUACUGUUGCCGGGGAGAAGAAGAAAAUAUGAUGAUGAAAAUUGCCCAGAAAUGUAAUAUCAACCUUCUUCUUUUACCAGAUCCCAUUCCUUCUGGUCUGAUGGAAGAAUGUUUGGAUUGGGAUGUGGAGGUUAAAGCUGCUAUACAUACUUACGGCUUAGCAAGCGUACCUACCCAACCCCUAAAAAAGCAAAUUCAAAAAAUAGAGAGAACCUUUCAAACUCAGAAAGCUCAUGGUAGCCACAUGGCGUCCUCUAGAAAUACUUCUGUGUCUGCAGUAUCAGUCAGAUCAAAAACUAACACCAAACACAAGCUUCCUGUGAAAAGCCACUCAGAGUGUGGAAUCAUAGAAAAGGCAGCAGCGCCAAAAGAGCUGGGGUGUGCCAUGCAAUCCGAAGAGCAAAUGAAGAAUUCUGUUCAGACCCCUGUUGACAACUCCACCAACCAUCAGCACCAGGUCAAAGAAGCUUUACCAGUGACACUCCCCAAAAUUCCUUGUCUGUCUUCCUUUAAAAUCCAGCAGCCGCGCACUUUGACUUUUGCAGAAUUGGUAGAGGACUAUGAACACUACAUUAAAGAGGGGUUGGAGAAGCCUGUGGAAAUUAUCAGGCACUACACAGGUCUUGGGGAUCAGACUGUGAACCCUCAAAAUGGCUUUGUGAGAAAUGGAGUCACUGAAGAGAGAGUGCACAUACUGGCAGGCAGCAGCCAAUCUGGAGACUCUGAGAGUGACAGCGAUUCCUUCAGCUCAGUGACUUCUUCCCAGAGCAAAGGAAAUAAGUCUCAUUUGGAAGUCUCUUUGGAUACUCAGGUGAAAGGCUCUGAACCUCCCCCUGUAGAUGACCAGAUCUCUUUGGAACAACCUCUGGAUGGAAAUGAUGCUCCCCAUCUAGAGGAAUACCAGGAAUCGCCUGAAAUCCCAGUGAGAACAAGGCAUAAAGAGGGAGCUCAUCAGAGAGUUAAGCAGAGCCGGAGGAACCUGCCCCGGCGCUCUUCCUAUCGACUGCAGACGGAGCCCCAGGAAGAUAGUUGGUAUGACAGCCGUCAGGAAACACAUCCCAGUUACUCUGACACCUACCAGGAUUAUGAAGAGUACUGGAGAGCCUACUACAGAGCAUGGCAAGAGUAUUACGCUGCUGCCUCUCAGUCGUACUACUGGAAUUCUCAGAGACAUCCAAGUUGGAUGGCAGCCUAUCACAUGAAUACCGUGUAUCUACAAGAAAUGAUGCGUAGUAACCAGUGAUUGUAUGACAGACCUGAGACCAGCAGGCACUAUGGACAAGUGAUACUUUUGGAUGUACAUCUUCCGUCACCUAUGGUAGAGUGGCAUUUGCUGGCAUUUUUGAGGAACUUGAAAAGACUUGAGUCUGUACACCAGAAGACAUCUGUUUUCAGAUGGUUUAGGCCAGAUAUAUAAUCCUUUUCUUUUUUAAAGAAAUUUCAUCAGAUUCUUCAAAGAGAAUUUUUGGGACACAGAGCUCAAGGUCCCAAGGUUCUAUUUUCUAAAAGCUGUUUCCAAAAGAAACAGUUAAAAAGGGGUUAUACAUACCACUGCUUACUUUAAAUAAAAACAGUGAAGAUUUGGAAAGCAA